Molecule: messenger RNA, 969 nt
Organism: Phytophthora infestans T30-4
Lineage: Eukaryota; Oomycota; Peronosporomycetes; Peronosporales; Peronosporaceae
Exons: 8
Coding region: 1-969 (322 amino acids)
Biological process (GO): activation of GTPase activity; nucleocytoplasmic transport
Cellular component (GO): nucleus; cytosol; perinuclear region of cytoplasm
Molecular function (GO): small GTPase binding; GTPase activator activity
Source: RefSeq, a predicted model, not a curated record
AUGAGCAAGAAGGCCAAGCCGAAGCCCAAGGCGGCAGUUGUGGACGAGAAUCUCGUGACGCGGCAAAUUGUCGCGACCAACUAUGGCAAAGCUUGCAAAGCUAUUGGCGUCCUGGUGAAUCCACACGUAAACGAGAUUUUCCGUGGCAAGGAGGAGGACGGAGACCUUGUGAAUCUCAUUCUCGAAGGCGAAAACGUGGGAACUCUCGGUCCAGGCGGCGUUCGGUUUUCCAGUGGUCCAUACACUCAGCUCCGAUAUAUUCGUAUCUGGAAGCAGGAGAUCGGGAAUGAAGGCGCCGCUGCAAUUGCAAGUCUGUUGCAAGCUACAUCGAGUGUCAACGUAGCAUACCUCGAGCUACUGGACUGCGGGAUCGGAGCGGACGGAUGCAAAGCGUUAGCUGACGUCUUAUCGCUACAAAAAGUCCCCGGUCUGCUCACGCUCAAUCUCGACUACAAUCUCGAAAUCGGUGACGCUGGAGUGAACGUGCUCAUCGACGGGCUUUUCAGCAACACAACGUUAAAGCAACUCCAUCUCGAUUAUUGCAAUGUUGGACCGAACGGUUGCAUCAAACUUGCGCAGCUGAUAAGUUUGCCAGCAUGUGCGAUCGAAGUGCUAUCACUGAAUGGCAACAACGUUGGAGGCGAAGGUCUGCAUCACCUUUCGCUUGGCCUCGCGCGUUCACAGAGACUCGUCACACUGAACUUGUCGGACAACGGCAUCCGGAAUAACAUCGAGGCACUCGCAGCCUUCCGUGACGCUCUCGUUCGAAGCAAAGCUCUGGCACACGUGGACUUCACCUUCAACUUGAUCGAGCCCGACGGUGCCAACGUCCUGCUACCUGCUCUUGCUCCGUCGUUCUUGGUGGACGCGUCACUUCCUGGCGAGAUCUUCCAGCAACUCAAUCGCGCACGUAAAGCUGAAGGCAAGAAGAAAGGCAAGAAAGGAGGUGGCAAGAAGAAAAAGAAAUGA